GGGAGGCAGAAAUGAAAACUGACCGUGGAACCUGGAGUUGUCGAGCCAGUCUUUGAGGUGUCGUGGAAGGUUCUUUGGAUCCAUAUAAGUGUGCGGUACUACUCUGAAAUGUGUCAAAUAUUUCGCUUGUUGCGAUUUUGUUCAGUCCAAGUGCAGAGUGUGGGCGCCGUCGUGGGGUCGGUAUAGUUUACGUACAGUUUCUCCCUCAUUUUCGAUGCUGGCUUCAAGCUUUGCAACGCGCGAGCACCACACGUGGCGCACAGAGCAAUGGUACAAAACAUGGGAAAGAUUACCAUGUAUGAAGGAAGUUACAAGCUUCAAACUUCCUAAGCUUCGUAAAACGUACUUAACCUUUCCGGCUUUGAUAAAGAAGGUAAUUAACAUGCUUCCUGUUACGAAAGCAAAGCAAAAAUUGGGAUCUCUACCCCAGAGUUCAGCACGUACGAAAACAGAAACUACCAUUUUGUUUGUGAAACAAGCGUGCAACAAGAAACGCUCACAGCGUUUGAUGAGGAAAGUUGAUAUAGAGACCAUAAUUGUCUUUUCGAGUGAACACAGAACACAAGCUGCAAUGUACAUGAAGCCAGCCUGUCUGUGUAUCUUAUGCAAAAUUAAAGUGACUUGCCCUUAGCGAUAAUGUACUACCUAAUAGUAGUACCAUAAAGUGCUACUAUAGUGUAUAGUACUUCUAUAUACAGCUACUAUAUAGUGGCACAUCAUCGCCAAGGCUUUCAUUUUGCACAGACAGUAUAUCAUUGCAAAGAGUUCAGUGCAGGUCCUGAAGGUAACGCACGGGCUUUCUUCUCAGCACCACCGCCCAUUACGUCUUCUGUGCCAAUCGUCUUCACUCGGCACAAGAGGUAGAAGAGACCAUGGUGCACGAGCUUAUUCAUGCAUACGAUGUACGUAUCUAGUGGACUAGUCACAGUAGUGGAGUCAUAUGAUUCUCUUUGUAGUUUACGGUGCGCAAGAUCGAUUUCCCGAAAACACUUCACAUCGCAUCGGGCAGCAAAGUUGCCAGCACUUUUGCCUUGUGAUAGCACUCGGACCCACGCGUGAUCGAAUCUCACUAAAAUCAGCGUUCAAAU
Molecule: messenger RNA, 1088 nt
Organism: Plasmopara halstedii
Lineage: Eukaryota; Oomycota; Peronosporomycetes; Peronosporales; Peronosporaceae
Exons: 1
Coding region: 215-631 (138 amino acids)
Source: RefSeq, a predicted model, not a curated record